Molecule: messenger RNA, 1208 nt
Organism: Uranotaenia lowii
Lineage: Eukaryota; Metazoa; Arthropoda; Insecta; Diptera; Culicidae
Gene: Aos1
Product: SUMO-activating enzyme subunit 1
Exons: 2
Coding region: 116-1114 (332 amino acids)
Biological process (GO): protein sumoylation
Cellular component (GO): cytoplasm; SUMO activating enzyme complex
Molecular function (GO): SUMO activating enzyme activity
Source: RefSeq, a predicted model, not a curated record
ACUAUCAUUAAGAAGCCGCUUACAAAUCACAAAAGGUUUUUUCGCAGAGACGCUAGUCGUAAUAGAUAUAAGUAAUUUGUUAAAAGCAAACAUAGCGCUUGAGAAGUGUCGCAAAAUGGUUGAAGCCAAUGGAAUCGAACUCACGGAACAUGAAGCUGAGCUGUACGAUCGUCAAAUUCGUUUGUGGGGACUGGACUCGCAGAAAAGAUUGCGUGCGGCUCGCAUUUUGAUUGCCGGGCUCAACGGAUUAGGAGCAGAAAUAGCCAAGAAUGUCAUCCUAUCAGGCGUGAAAGCUGUUACUCUUCUUGACGAUAAAGUCAUUCAAGAGUCUGACUUCUGUUCGCAAUUUCUCGCUCCACAAUCAUCACUCGGCACUAACAGAGCGGAGGCUUCGCUUUCACGUGCGCAACAUUUGAAUCCGAUGGUAGAGCUAAAGGCUGAGACCGAAAAGUUGUCGGAUAAACCGAACGAGUAUUUUAAAAACUUUGACGUCGUAUGUAUCAUUGGAGCGUUAACUGAGGAAUUGCUUCGCAUUGAUGGGGUGUGUCGCGAAACUGGGAUUAAAUUCUUUGCAGCGGACCUUUGGGGUAUGUUUGGAUACAGCUUUGCCGAUCUACAGGAACACAACUUUGCCGAAGAUGUCGUUAAACAUAAGAUCAUCUCAAAACCUAAUGAAAAGACCAAGACCGAACUGGUAACGUCAACGGUCAAAAGGACCUUGGUUUAUCCAUCAUACCAAGCAUUGCUAGACUUUGACUUCAAGGCCCAGUCAUAUGCUAGAAAGCUCAAACGUUCAGGACCUGCCUUGCCGCUGCUGCGAGUGUUGCAAAAAUUCCGCGAAGUAGAAAAGCGUGAUCCAUUGUACUCGGAUCGCGAAAAUGAUUUGACAAAGCUAUUGAAGGUGCGUGAUGAACUGGAAGCAACAGUGGUUCCGGAUAGCGCAUUGACCCACGUAUUUGCCCAGAUCUCACCAGCAGCUGCCAUCGUGGGCGGUGCCGUUGCUCACGAAAUCAUCAAAACUGUCUCGCAGAAGGAAGCUCCCCACCACAAUGUAUUUCUCUUCGAUCCGGAAAGCUGCUGUGGUUUCAUCGAAUCGAUCGGAGGUGAAGCUUAGAAGAAGCACCAGUAGAGCUUUUCGUAAAGUGACAAUUAUUUUAAAAACAUUCUGAUAAUAACUAAUAAAAUGCACAAUAAUAUUCCAAUGAAAA